Macrobrachium nipponense is the source of this 1727-nucleotide messenger RNA. RefSeq names its product nephrin-like. NCBI's taxonomy places the organism in Eukaryota, Metazoa, Arthropoda, Malacostraca, Decapoda, Palaemonidae. Bases 1 to 1449 code for a protein of 482 amino acids. Gene Ontology annotation, biological process: cell-cell adhesion. Gene Ontology annotation, cellular component: cell-cell junction; plasma membrane. The transcript is spliced from 11 exons. Gene Ontology annotation, molecular function: cell adhesion molecule binding. The record is from RefSeq and is a predicted model, not a curated record.
AUGAGGACACCAAACAGAGGUGUCUUCAGGCAGGAACAGGUGUUCACCAUCUCUCCACACAGCGUCAAAGUGAACGCCGGAGAGGACGUCUUCCUCGAGUGUGUCAUCCAAAACCAACAGGGUAAAGCACAGUGGACAAAAGAUGGUUUUGCAUUAGGUUUCGAGCGCGACGUCCCAGGUUACCCUCGCCACUCCUACUCGGGGGACCCGAGCAAGGGGCAGCACCAUCUGGUCAUCAAGGGCGCCACCUUGGACGACGACGGCGAGUACCAGUGCCAAGUGGGUCCCACUACUGACACCAGUGCCUUGGCGGCCUCUGCUAACGUCACUGUUAUGGUGGCUCCAACCAGCCUGAACAUCAUCAGGGGCGCCGACAGCAGCGUCGUGCAGGGCACAGAGGGUCACAACCUGUACCUGCAGUGCCUCGUCAACGGCGCCAGACCCGCCCCCUCCAUAGCUUGGUACCGCAAUGGUCUCAUGUUGGAUGACAGACCUCCAACACGGAGAGGGCUGACCACAUAUCCCCCGAGACGAAGAGAUGGAGCGUCAGGAGUCGUCUCUUGGUGGUGCCAAGUGUCCAAGACGACGGUCAACAGUACACCUGUCGCGCCCUCCAUCCCACGCUCGCCAGACCCUCCCAAGGCCCCAGUCAUCACGGGACACACACCAGGCCACAUUCUGAAGGAGGGCGAACUCCUGUCCCUAUCCUGCCGAUCCACGGGCGGGAACCCACGCCCGCAACUCUUCUGGUACAGAGACGGGCGUUUACUGCAGCACCCGAAUAUCAACCCACUCGUCGAAGGCCGCCUCCGAAGACGGAGGAGAGGCGGAAGCCGCCUUCGGUGGGCGGUGACGGGGGAGGACGACGGCGCCCAUUACGAAUGCAGAGCCCAGAACGAAGUCUCGGGCGGUCUCCUGCUUGCGGAUGACGUCACGCUCAGCGUUCUCUACAGACCGUCACGGGUCGAAAUAACGGGUCCGUCCGUCGCAACGGCUGGUCGGGAGUUCGUCCUCAAGUGUGUCACUUCAAAGGCCAAACCGGUCGCCUCCAUCACCUGGAUGGUUCAUGGAGUCAAGGUGGCCCCAGUAUCCUUUGUGGUCAGCGAGGCUGAUGGUGGAGGCUGGGUGACCUCUUCUGACCUCAAGUAUCACCUAGAAAGGUCAAUGAAGCUGUCGGAGAUCAAGGUGGAGUGCCAAGCGAGGAAUGGUGUCAGCGAAGAAGCCGUCACUGAGACCAGGGUCAUCAGCAUCAUGAAGCCCCCCGGGCAUCCCUUACUGAAGAUAGAGGGCAUGGAAGACUUGGUGGCAGGAGGGCGACUGAUCGUCUUCUGCACCAGCGAGGGAGGCAACCCAAAUCCGGGUAUCACGUGGAAUUUACAAAGACCGAAGGAAACUGAUAUCCUAUGUCAUUCAAGAGGGAACCGUCUCCAAAGCGAGGGCGUCGUUUGAGGUCACUGCUUCGGACAACGGGGUCAAGGUGACCUGUGAGGUCAGCAACCCUGCCCUCAAAACGCCCCUCGUGACUUCCACCAAGAUAAGACUGAAAUUCGCGCCGGGGGAGGUCAGCGGAUGGGUGAGGCCGAGCGAGGUCGAGGCAGGUAGCACGGCGACCUUGGUGUGCGAGUCUUCGUCGAGUCUCCCGGAAUCGGCUCUUUCCUGGCGCUCAGGGACCCUGACGCUGCAGGGGCCACUUCGACGUAUACCCAGGGGCUCUACGGCGGCUCAGU